AUGACCGACUCGCCCGAGCCAGAUGCCCCUAACACCCUCCAUUCUCGUCCCGCCAUGCCAUUUCCCUCUUGCAAGUCCGAAUGCCUCACCGAUGGACUCGCUAUCGUACCGGAAGAUGGGAACAUACAAUUUGACGCGUCUGGCCGAAGCUGGCACGACGCCGGCCAGUCCGCCGCUAUUGAACACCUGGUCACGCUCAAGCAGGGCCUGAGAACAUCCGACACCGAGCUGUUCUGGAAACGGUUGAUGGAGGAUCUCACAUCGAUCAGCAAAGCACAAUAUGGCUUCGUGGCUCGCCGGGUACAUGCUGGGGAGCCCAUGUCCGAACUGGGCGGGCGCCGGCCGUCGCUCUUCGGUGCGGCCUUCUAUUACAACGAUGGCUACCAGAACGUUGGACUGCAGCGAAACCGGUAUUUCGCAGGCGGGAACCCUCUGUUACAUAUGGACCAUGAACGGCCAUGUUUGAUUCCCGACAAUCUGAAAUCAUUGAUGUCCUUCGGUGACGAUCAACUACCCUUUGCUGCCGAAGCGUAUCUCGCCAUUCCACUCUUCUCCGCUGGUAAAUGCCUGGCGCAUCUCGGCUUGAUGUGGUCGAAAGAGGGUACCCGGAAUCGAAAUUUGUCAUGGUCGUUUCUGGAGGUCGUUUUGCAUUCGUUGGAGGAUAUGAUCGUCCGGCAGCUGCUAGAAGAUGACGUUUUCUCGGAGCAGGAGAUUUCGGCUUUUCCGCCAAUCCCUCUAUCUGUGCAAAAUACAGCGACUGUCGCUCUUCCCGCGACCCCUGAUUUCAACUCUCAACCUCUCAAACCCUACGCUCGAAGUCUAUCGCACGAAUUACGGACCCCGAUGCAAGGUGUGGUAGGUAUGCUUGAUGUGAUGCAUGCCACAGUGCGGGAGGCCAUGGAAAGCAAGACACCCGUUAAGUCAGGUGGGAUUUUCCAGGCUCUGAAAGAGGGCAUUGAGAUGGUUCAGGAUAGCGCACGGCGGGCCGUAGAAGCUGCUGAUAAUGUUGUUCACGCCUACGACCUCAACAUGCAGGUGCCCAAAACACCCACGCCGCAACCGGAGGAAGAUAAUGGCUUUUUUCCGAGCGCACCGUCAGACCAGUCCAUCGAAAGCCGCCCAAGUAUUUUCAUCGAAGGAAGCAACAUUGCUGUGAAUCCGUACAAGAGACGACGGAGUCUGCCUCUGGAUAUGGCCUCCUGUUCCGCGCGUCCGACCCGGAGGCAGAGAGUUCGUGCAGCGUCUUCACGGCAGGAACUGUCUCCCCGCAGCGAAGAAGUCAAGAACGCCGUCCACGAGAGUGAUCAAAUCGUCCACGCCACCCCAGCCCGCCAGAUCGAAGAAGUGAUGGCCAGCAUGGUAGAUCCACAACCAUCAAUCGCGGUUCGACGAUCUGCCCCGCAUCUACUUCUAGAAGGUAUCAACAUGAACCUACGGGGCCCGGCUUUGCGCUUCACCAAGUUGCGAGACCUUCUUCGUUUGGUCAUCAACGAGUCUCUUCAUGUUGGCGGCCGUCCUGAUUCUGCCGAGAGCAAGACGACUGAUUUUGGCGAGAAGAUUGAAAUCCGAUCACGAUCUUCAAAUGGUGAAAUGCGUACGAAGACUGUCGAUUGGUCUGUUGACCCGGCAUUGCCCGACACUCUUUUAGCUGAUGACAGAGACCUGGCUAAGCUGAUCUCCUGUGUUUUUCUGAAUGCUAUCAAAUUCACAAACAAUGGCACGAUUACCCUCUGUGCGACCAUCGACUCCAAGAACAAUGAUGUCUUGAUUCGUGUGCGUGACACCGGUCCAGGUAUUCCAGAGGCAUUCCUACCGAAUCUUUUCAAGCCUUUUGCACGCGAAGACGCCUCGACCACCCGCAGUAAAGAUGGUCUGGGGCUUGGUCUCCUUGUAGCCAAGGGACUCUCUCGGAAGAUGGGAGGUGACCUGAUUUGUGUCCGUUCUUCCACUACCGGCCCCGACCACGGCUCUGAAUUCCAGAUUCGGGUUCCUGUGAACCAACGUGAGGCUUUGUGUGGUCCUGGGACCCCCAACGAUCGAAUCAUGACCCCGCCAUUCUUCACAGAUCAUACCCGGACCGGUAGUGGGAGCAGCUUCAUCUGGGAACCCACAUUAUCAAGCUCGCCUUCCCAUUUGCAAAACCAGACGCUUCAGCAGCCAACUCCCAGCACCUCAGAUGAAAAGUCACAGAGUCCAACUCCGCCUCGCACUCUGACAAGACCUCAGCUUAACCGAAGCGCUAUUUGCCGAGAUUCAUAUGACAAGAAGCUUGGGGAGAAAUACCCAUUGCGUUUCCUUGUUGCAGAAGACAACCGAAUCAACCGACGCGUAUUGGUCAACAUGCUGCGUAAGCUGGGCUAUCGCGAUGUUCUUGAAGCAGCCGAUGGCCGAGAAGCUGUGCAAAUCGUGAAAGAGAUUCUCUCUGCAUCAACUCUCGCCAACAGCUCAAAUGACGCGGACGUGGAUGUGCCCAUCAAACCUACAAAGCCAGAUUCUCUAGAGAUGAAACCCAUUGACAUCGUGCUCAUGGAUCUUUGGAUGCCAGAAAUGGACGGCUACGAGGCGACUUCCCGGAUUCUUCAGAUGGUUGAUGAUCACCAGAGCAUGUCUUCUGGUUCUAGUAACGCAUCUCCAGAAACACCCAAUAACUCCGACUCCAUGGAUGUGGACAUGAACAUGACCACAUUGCGUAUGCCACAGCCUCCAACUGUUCUUGCUGUGAGCGCGGAUGUCACCGAUGAGGCCUUGAAUCGUGCCUCUAGAGUGGGUAUAAAGGGCUACAUGACAAAACCAUACAAACUCUCCGACCUUGAACGACUGAUCCUCGGAUUUUGUGGUAGUCCUGGCGACCCAAUUCCGAUGGUGACUACCUAA
Penicillium pulvis is the source of this 2874-nucleotide messenger RNA. Its product is annotated as response regulator. NCBI's taxonomy places the organism in Eukaryota, Fungi, Ascomycota, Eurotiomycetes, Eurotiales, Aspergillaceae. The coding region runs from base 1 to 2874 and encodes 957 amino acids. Gene Ontology annotation, biological process: protein autophosphorylation; phosphorelay signal transduction system. The transcript has a single exon. The record is from RefSeq and is a predicted model, not a curated record. Gene Ontology annotation, molecular function: histidine phosphotransfer kinase activity; phosphorelay sensor kinase activity.